Columba livia (rock pigeon) is the source of this 1072-nucleotide messenger RNA. It is a transcript of the gene SRP19, whose product is annotated as signal recognition particle 19. Gene Ontology annotation, cellular component: signal recognition particle, endoplasmic reticulum targeting. Bases 123 to 560 code for a protein of 145 amino acids. The transcript has 5 exons. NCBI's taxonomy places the organism in Eukaryota, Metazoa, Chordata, Aves, Columbiformes, Columbidae. Gene Ontology annotation, molecular function: 7S RNA binding. The record is from RefSeq and is a predicted model, not a curated record. Gene Ontology annotation, biological process: SRP-dependent cotranslational protein targeting to membrane, signal sequence recognition; SRP-dependent cotranslational protein targeting to membrane.
ACAACACUGCUGGCCAAUGGAGUUCCCGGAUCUGGAGGGCGGGGGCGGGAUUUCCUGGCGAAGGGGAGGAGAGUGGGGCUGGUGCGGGCUGGCGGUGUCCGUGGUGUGGAGCCGUCGCUGUCAUGGCUGCCGCUGCCACCGCGGCUUCUCCAGCUGAUAAGGAGAGAUUCAUCUGCAUUUAUCCAGCGUAUUUGAAUAACAAGAAGACAAUAGCAGAAGGAAGAAGGAUACCUAUAGACAAAGCUGUUGAGAAUCCUACAUCUACAGAAAUCCAAGAUGUAUGUGCAGCAGCUGGAUUCAAUGUGCUAUUAGAGAAAAACAAGAUGUAUCCUAGAGAGUGGAACAGAGAUGUGCAGUACAGAGGUAGAGUACGAAUCCAGCUCAAACAAGAUGAUGGCAACCCGUGUUUACCACAGUUUCCAACACGUAAAUCAGUGAUGCUGUAUGCUGCAGAAACCAUUCCCAAACUGAAAACAAGAACCCAAAAGAUGGGAGGGAGUGAUCAAAAUCUUCAGCAAGGAGAGGGAGGCAAGAAAGGUAAAGGGAAGAAAAAGAAAUGAGCUCACAUCUGGAAUAAUUAUUGUAUCACAUAAUUGUACUUACCACAAAUACGGAGGGACACAUUACUCCUACAACUUUGAAGUGAAAGAUACAAGCAAGAAAUAAACAGGUGAAGCUGAGGAGAACUGCCUGCUUUUCUUGGAACUGAAUGCAUGUAGCUGCCUCACAUCUGUGUAACAACAAAUCUGUCUUCACACACAACCUGCAAGUCUGAAGCUAGCAUUCCCUUUGAAAAGUGGAGAGAAACAUAAGCAAAUGGGGUGGGUGGGAGUAUUAUUAUUUCCAGAAGAAAUAUGCAGCUUUUGAUAAAUAAAUAUUCUCAUGCAGACUAGAUAUCUGAAAACUGGUUGCCUUAGUAAAACAUUGUUCUAUGUUAGAGAAGUGAUUGUCUUAGCUCGGGAGAGUCUUUAGCAGAAAAAUGUAAACCGAUUAAGUUGUCACUCUGUAAACUUCCUUUGCUAAUCUUUCACAGCUAUCAAGUGUACCAAUAAAGGUAACGUUAAUUAUGAAA